Cricetulus griseus (Chinese hamster) is the source of this 8173-nucleotide messenger RNA. NCBI's taxonomy places the organism in Eukaryota, Metazoa, Chordata, Mammalia, Rodentia, Cricetidae. The record is from RefSeq and is a predicted model, not a curated record.
UCUGUCCUGAACUCUGCCUGUUUUGGCUGUUUGAAAAAGCCGAGAAACCUUCCAAGUCUCCACCAAAUUGCCUGUGGAUGAAGUGUCAUGUAGCUUAUCAGGAUGUGGUUUUACAGUAACAAUGAACGUGAUAGAAUAAAUGGGAAGUGGCAACCUGUUGACAGCGAUACCUGUCAAGUAGUAUCAUCCCGUGGACUUGGGUUGCUACAUGGUAGGAAUUUGAUUUGCCAUCUUGCAUGCUUGCAUGUACGUCGUUGCUGGAUGCAGAGAUGUCCUUUCUAGGGUUGUUGACUUUUGGAAGCCAAUCACUAGGAGGGGCCCACUAUCUACUGGCACAACCUGGACUCCCAGUCUUGAAAGUGGCUCAGUCCCCAUUGUAAGCCACCACUAACCAAAGGGAGUGAAUGGCUGGUCUAGUGUGUGUGGCCUGUAAGUUCGGGAAAAAGGAUUUCUAGGGUGACAAAGGAAUUGAUGAGGUCAUACUGCCUUUGGGUUGGGCAGGACGCUGCAGCUGUAGCAUUGGUCACCACAGCUAUAUCCCCAUGUCAGUCCAGUAAGUAGGAGUUGUCUAGAUGUGUUGGAUAAGCCCCAUGUAGCCAGAGUAGCCAGCUGUGGGCAUGCUACUUGCUCACAGUCCCAUUGGCAAAGCAAGAUCUGCACCCAUAGGUUCAUUCAGCUGAAGAACAGUGAGGCUGAAGGGCUACCCGUUGAGCUCUGCAUGGCCAGGGGAGCAGGCACUUCACAGUGGUUGCUGCAAUUUGACUUUGUAGGAAAUAUGAUUUUGACUGGUUUGCCCAGUUUGGGCCUUCAGUUGUUAUCAUUUCCCUACCAUGUGAUCUAGUUUUCACAUCAACUUUCCGUGACAUCUUCUAAGUCUCCAUCUCCAACACUGGCCUUUCUGAUCACUAACCUCCUGCCUCUAGUUGUUCUUUUCACUUUGUCAUGGAUUGCUUUGAUACCAAGUAGUUUGAUCCAAGCCAACUCUAGCCACAGUCCAUGCCAGAACAAUCUCUAAAGUCACCUUGGUGCCUGUCUUAGGUCUUCAUGCAUUUCUCAGCAAGCCUUGCAACCUGAUUCCAACAGCAGACCUUUUCUCAGAAACUGCAACUUAAAAGUUCAGGGCCAAGCUACCUGGUGAGCCUUUUAAUUCGUCCCCCUUUCUAAUUUGAUCACUAGUCUCACCCUCUUAGUAGUUUUCUGGACACAGAAUUCUUUAAAUUGCAAGAUACAAAACUGACUUAGUACAGACUUAGGCCUGCUUAUCUGUGUGGCAAAGGAGCUAUACUGCUUCCUAGUUGUGUGACCUUGAGCAAGUUGUUUAACCUUUCUGUCACAGUGCUAGGUGAGUUGCAUAAAGUCCUUAGCAGGGUUGACUGCCAUUGCUACCCAUGGACCAGUGAUACCACUGUUUUGACCCCUUUUGUACAGUAUCCUGUUUCUCAAGAUAAAAAGAUAAAAAACAAAGGCUUGCUGACAUUUCCCCUCAUAUACUAUCCUAGCUUGGCCACACCAUGUCUCUGCCCCAGGGUUUUUGCUUUUCCUCUAGGUGUCUUCUACAAUGACCUCCUUUUGCCCUUGUUAACAUCUGGCUCUAUCUGUUGCAUCCUUAGGUGGGUACUUUUGGAAACUGUUUCCUGUUUCCCAGCUUUUUCCCCCCUUGCUUUGUUUUACUAGAAUAUUUGUCAUCAUAUGACAUCAUAGAUACUUUUCUUGUUAUUAUCCAUCUUCCCCACUGAUAUGUAAGCUCUGUGAGGCAGUGUUUUGUCUGUCUUGUGCUUAACACAUAUUAAUGCCUUAUGGAAGGCAUUCAUCAAAUAAUUGAUUAAUGAAUUUAGUAAGCUUACAGAGGGAAAAAGUCAGAAAUUUUUCUAGGACUGUCUGCUGCUGAGUCCAAGAGCUAGACAAUUUUCCUGCUACUGCAAGAUGUGUACCUACCCUUUUCAGGGCCUCAGGGUCCCACCUGUGCUGUGUAUGUCUUUAAAGCCCCCAUUGCCCUUAACACUUACUAAUGUCUUCAUUUAUUGUUUUCAUUUUGUAGUUCUACACUGACUUCUUAGCUUUUAACAUGUAGCAUGCUUCCCCAUCCUGUACCACUCUUUGUCUCCAACUCCUGACUCUGAGUCUUCUUCCUAAUAGCAUAUUCUAUCUGAGAAAGCACAGAUUUGACUUCCUAUGGUCUCUGCACAACUACCAGACCCCCGUCCUGGUCUUAUUUAAGAUCUGUUAGAACUAAGUGUGUUGACCUGUCUGCCCUCUGCAGUGGUCCUUUGGUUGCCAGGAAACUAACUUUGCCCCUUUGGGUCUCCCUUCUGGCUCCUUAGUGAUUGCUGUUCUUUUCAGUCAUUCCUAAGCACCUUUGAUGCCAACACCUUUAGAGAGGUAGUUUGUUAAAUUCCCAUUGAGUUGACCACUGUUAGGCUAUUGUAGGUUCUAGGAAAUAAAGUGAUAGUAUUGCUUGACCUGCCAGCUAUGUCCAGGCCCCAGGAUCCUUGUCUCUUGUUAGUGAUAGCACCUCUCAGAGUAGACUGCAAGUGAAUAUUUAAAUAAGUUAAUUUAACCUAGACAAGCCUAUGGCUUUUAGGUUGAACCUUCAGCAAGGCAUAACCACCCCACUGAAUCCCUUCAUUAUAUGCUGCUUACAUAGAUGAUGUCUUCCGUCUCUUGUUCUCUCUGGGGUCUUAAGAAUGUGAGUUGUGGGGGCUGGAGAGAUGGCUCAGAGGUUAAGAGUACUGGCUUCUCUUCCAGUGGUCCUCAGUUCAAUUCCCAGCAACCACAUGGUGGCUCAGAACCAUGUAUGGUGGAAUCUGAUUCUGGUAUAAAGGUGUACAUGCAGAUAGAGCACCAUAUACAUAAUGAAAUCUUUAAAAAAAAAGAGUUGUGUAGGUGCAACCAAGCUGUCACCCAUGGGCAUGGUCGUGUGUGUAUAUCUGCACCUGCACCAGUGUGCAUGGCAUGUGCAUGUUUCCGUGCAUGUGGGAGUGUGCAUGUGUGUGCGCACGUGUUUCUGUCUAUAGCCUUUCUUUAUGUAGACCUCUGGUUUUGUGGCUAGCCUCUGAUCUGCCUUCUCUGUUGUGUCAUCCCUCUUUUUACGCAUCCUCUGUAGCAGAGCUUCCUAGGAUUAUAUCCUUCCCUCUUGUGGUUUUGGUGCUUACUCCCAGUUCGUGUGGUUGUCUCCACCAGACCUCUUCAGGGCUUCAGAGUUGUGUGGCCUGAGUACUUGUGAGACAGGGCUGCCUGCAACAUCCCUCUAUUCUUCUCUCUAGGCUUCUGCCUAGGUACCAGAGUGUGUCUGCAGAGAAGCCUUUUUCUUCACCUCCUUUUUUCUCCUUUCCACCCUAUAGGGUCUGCAAGCAUAGACCAUUCCUGUGACACUUUCUUACUGUUUCCAGAGCUGCUUCUACAUCUUUGUUUUGGAGAACUGUCCCAACACCUGGUGCAAUCACCUAUACCUGGUAUAGCUGUGAGUCUUCUCUAUAAGGAGAGUUGCUUCCCUCUUGGUAGCUCACUAUCCUCAGCCUAGAGCACCCAGGACCCUUUCUGCCUUGACUCUAGCUUUUUCCUGUAUUGCCCUGCCUACCCCCAAUAUUAGGCUCCCUUCCCAACAGACACCCUCCCUCUACUGGGAAUGGAUCUAUGCUGCCACUCCUGGUGACCUCAGCACGCUGCAUCACUGUCCUGUCCACGUGCCACGUUGUGGGCCCAGGAGAGGGGGUCCAUGGGUAGCAGAGUGCCUGGCCAUAUCUCUGAGGUCCCUAGUGCCACAGAGUUGAGCUGAGGGUCUCGCUCACCCUCUGACUGACUGACCCAGCCCUUGAAGGUGGAAGAAGAAAGGUGCCACUUUGGCAUGAAGAUAGACUCACUUAGACGCCAAUCUUUUAAGCUGAGUGCAUUGUGAUUUCCAAUAAUUGAGGCAGUGGUUCUAAAAGCUGUCUACAUUAAUGAAAAGAGCAAUGUGGCCAGCUUGACUAAGCCGCCAGUGUGUGCAGCGCGGGCAGGACGCCACCGGGUCUCGACGGACUUGUGCAUGUUAGCAGUAUAGAUUUAUGUAAGGUGGUUUAAAACUCUGGUGUUUUAAAAUAGUCUUAACUGCUCAUAAUAUGGAGACAUAUGAGAGUCCCUCUCCUCUCCCGCGUGAGCCCGCAGGAGAAGCGAUGAUGGAGAACCGAGCUUGCCCCUUCCAAGUGCUGCCCCAUGAACAGUCUCCACCACCUCCCCUGCAAACGUCCAGUGAUGCAGAGGUAAUGGACGUUGGCUCUGGUGGUGAUGGACAGUCCGAACCUCCUGCCGAGGACCCAUUCAACUUCUACGGAGCUUCUCUUCUCUCCAAAGGAUCCUUCUCUAAGGGCCGCCUCCUCAUAGACCCGAACUGUAGUGGCCACAGCCCACGCACUGCCCGGCACGCACCCGCAGUCCGGAAGUUCUCCCCAGACCUUAAGUUGCUUAAGGAUGUAAAGAUUAGUGUGAGCUUUACUGAGAGCUGUAGGAGUAAGGACAGGAAGGUGCUGUACACAGGAGUAGAACGCAGCACUCGGGCUGAAUGUAGCCUGCUCCUUAGUCCUGUCAGUGGGGACGUGCAUGCUUGUCCCUUUGGCGGGAGUGUUGGUAAUGGGGUAGGCCUAGGGGGUGAAAGUGCAGAUAAGAAGGAUGAGGAAAAUGAGCUGGAUCAGGAAAAGAGAGUGGAGUAUGCAGUGCUCGAUGAGUUAGAAGAUUUUACUGACAAUUUGGAGCUAGAUGAAGAAGGAGCAGGCGGGUUCACGGCUAAAGCAAUCGUUCAAAGAGACAGAGUGGAUGAAGAGGCCUUGAAUUUCUCCUAUGAGGAUGACUUUGACAAUGAUGUGGAUGCUUUGCUAGAAGAAGGUCUUUGUGCUCCCAAGAAGAGACGAAUGGAGGAAAAAUAUGGCGUUGACAGUGAUCAUCCAUCUGAUGGAGAGACAAGUGUGCAGCCAAUGAUGACCAAGAUUAAAACAGUGCUCAAGAGUCGAGGCCGUCCACCUACAGAGCCAUUGCCUGAUGGAUGGAUCAUGACUUUUCAUAACUCUGGAGUCCCUGUAUACCUGCAUAGAGAGUCUCGAGUGGUCACCUGGUCCAGACCCUAUUUCUUGGGAACAGGAAGCAUACGGAAACAUGAUCCUCCUCUAAGCAGUAUCCCCUGUCUGCAUUAUAAGAAAAUGAAGGACAAUGAGGAACGGGAGCAAAACUGUGAUCUCACACCCAGUGGGGAGGUGUCACCUCUCAAGCCCCUGGGUCGAUCUGCAGAGUUGGAUUUCCCUUUGGAAGAGCCUGACUCCAUGGGUGGAGACUCAGGGUCCCUGGAUGAGAAGGACCCACUGGGGGGUGAGGCAGCCCCUGGAGCCCUGGGACAAGUGAAGGCUAAGGUUGAGGUUUGCAAAGAUGAAUCAGUUGAUCUGGAGGAAUUUCGUACCUACCUGGAGAAGCGUUUUGAUUUUGAGCAAGUAACUGUGAAAAAAUUCAGGACUUGGGCUGAGCGGCGUCAGUUUAACCGUGAGAUGAAGCGGAAGCAGGCAGAGUCAGAGAGGCCCAUCCUGCCAGCCAACCAGAAGCUCAUCACUUUAUCUGUGCAAGAUGCACCUACAAAGAAAGAAUUUGUCAUCAAUCCCAAUGGGAAGUCUGAGGUCUGCAUCCUGCACGAAUACAUGCAGCGUGUCCUCAAGGUCCGCCCUGUUUAUAAUUUCUUUGAAUGUGAGAAUCCAAGUGAGCCUUUUGGUGCCUCGGUGACCAUUGAUGGUGUGACUUACGGAUCUGGAACUGCAAGCAGCAAAAAACUUGCGAAGAAUAAAGCUGCCCGAGCCACACUGGAAAUUCUCAUCCCUGACUUUGUUAAACAGACCUCUGAGGAGAAACCCAAAGACAGUGAGGAACUGGAGUAUUUUAACCACAUCAGUAUUGAGGAUUCACGAGUCUACGAGCUGACCAGCAAGGCCGGGCUGUUGUCUCCAUAUCAGAUCCUCCAUGAGUGCCUUAAAAGAAACCAUGGAAUGGGUGACACAUCCAUCAAGUUUGAAGUGGUUCCUGGGAAAAACCAGAAGAGUGAAUAUGUCAUGGCAUGCGGCAAACACACAGUGCGCGGGUGGUGUAAGAAUAAACGAGUUGGGAAACAAUUAGCCUCUCAGAAAAUCCUUCAGCUGCUGCAUCCACAUGUCAAGAACUGGGGAUCCUUACUGCGCAUGUAUGGCCGUGAGAGCAGCAAAAUGGUGAAGCAGGAGACCUCUGACAAGAGUGUGAUAGAGCUACAGCAAUAUGCCAAGAAGAACAGGCCCAACCUUCACAUCCUGAGCAAGCUGCAAGAGGAGAUGAAGAGGCUGGCUGCAGAGCGGAUUGCCAGGGAAGCAGCAGCACAUGGGAGUCUACCCUGGCAUUCUGAGGAGACCCUCCUGGCCUGGCCCAACCCAGCCCGCUCCCUGUACCUUCCCUCCUAGCCAGGAGGAGACUCGGAAGAAGCCCAAGAUGUCAAUUGUAGCAUCUGCCCAGCCUGGUGGUGAGCCCUUGUGCACAGUGGAUGUAUGAGGUAGGCGGCAUGGGCCAACAGUGCUACCCAGGAGACCACCAGCCACACAUCACUGCAGCACCAGGCCUCCAACCUAAGUUCCUUUCCUGCGGCAGUGUCUGGGCUCUGCUCUGACACGUGGGGACAGCUGUGACCACACAGCACACGUGCAAAGAAGCAGUUCUUCUGGAAGAUGCUGUCAGUGUGACUUGAUAUAUUUAAGGAUCAGCUAUAAGUAACUGCACAAGUGGAAGCUGAUAGACAGCUGUAGAUCUUGCUUGUAUGUAUCUGCUGCCGACUGUUUUUAUGAAGGUUUUCAUGAAUUUUAGUAUACUAUAUGCACUGACAAGAAGUGAUGCUUGGUUGAUAGAUGAGAUGACCAGGUUUUAUAGCUUUGGCUGGCCUAUGAUGCCAGGUAGCCCCUUUGCCCAUGGUUCCUUCUGGUGGAGCCAGUGAGACCUGGUCAGAAGGUGCAGGUAUCCUGUCCUGUAGUUAUUACCUGCUUUGUCUGUUUCUCAUUUUCCUCUGAAAAGGUUAUAACAGAAAGGAUUAUUUCAGGCUAUUUUGGCUUAAAAUAAAACAAAAUUUUAGCACCAGAACUACUUUUCAGAGAUUGCAGUGAAGGUACUGAACUGUUAAGGUACUGAGUGUUAAUCUGGUUGGCUCUUGGGUUGCAGUCUACAUUUUUUUAUGUCUUAAUACCCUCACAGCUGUCUUCUGGAUACCUAAGCUCUCACCUUUGAUGAAUUCUAACAACAGUUUUUUACAAAGAUUUUUUGCACAAUCAAGUCCAUCUGUUCUUCAAUUUUUAAAGCUUUUAUGAUGUUUUAGAAUUUGGAAAAACUUUUACAGUGAAAAUGGAAGAUAGAUUUAGAAUCAUGCAUUUCAACAGAUGGACUUGUAUAAAUAGGAAACAGGGCCUUCAGUGCAGCCCAUCACUGACCAAGAGCUGGCAUUGCGUGUGACAAGUAGUUAUGGCUUUUCUGGAUCUCAAGUGUGGUUGCUCUGUGCAGCCAGGCCUGGUGGCAGGUUUUAGUUUUUUGUCCAUCUAUAUUCACUAUGUAGCCCCUGGAUUAGGGCAUUAAGUAGAGGUAUAUUGAGAGCCUGAGUCUUGGUCAGUGUUGGCUUACCCCAAUACCUGUUCAGAGAGACUGUACUCAUGUUCUCAGGUGUGUCUCUCAUCUGUACCUGAAGAUACAUGGAUGGCAUGUGUUGUCAGAAAAGGAUGGCAGCUAUGGGCAUCCUAACACAAUUAUUCCUCCCCAAUCACCUGUGUGAUAGCAAUUAACUUCUGUGUUAAUCUGGGCAAAAAGGACCCUCCAAAUCAAGUUGCUAGAAUUGGACACUUGAUUCCUUGUUUGCCUUCCCUUCACAGUUGUGAUUGGGCUUUUGACUGACCAUUGCCCUUCAAACAGACAGAUUUGCCUUUGAGAAAGCAGGCCUUGAACACAUGGUCAUGAUGAUCUCUCUAUAACCCCACUGGCCCAGCCAAUGUCAACAACAGGUGCUGCCACACACUCCUGGCCUCCAGUGCCCUCCCUGUCUCUUACAGGUGGGUGAGUCUUAAAUGCACAGCCAUGCUACAAUGCUGGAAGCCUGUGUGGAUGCUGGCCAUGGCUGUAGGACACACCCUGAUGGUCUGAACACAUAAAACUGUCCAAAAGGGAA